ACCUAGCUAGAGAGAGGAGCUCACAGGUCCGCCCUGAGCCCGCUCGCAAACCCCCUCACAACCCUCGCCGCCGCCGGCCGCUCCGCCCCGCCGUCGCCAUGGGCAACUUCCGCAAGCUCAACCGCCCCGCCGCCCACCGCGUCUCCAUGCUCAGGACGAUGGUGUCGCAGCUGGUGAAGCACGAGCGCAUCGAGACCACCGUCGCCAAGGCGAAGGAGGUGCGGCGGAAGGCGGAUCAGAUGGUGCAGCUCGGGAAGGAGGGUACUCUGGAUGCGGCAAGACGUGCUGCUGCCUUUGUUCGAGGUGAUGAUGUUGUUCAUAAGCUAUUCACAGAGCUGGCCUACCGGUACAAAGAUCGGGCUGGUGGAUACACAAGACUCUUACGCACCAGGAUACGUGUUGGUGAUGCUGCAGAAAUGGCAUACAUCGAGUUCGUGGACAGGGAGAACGAGCUUCGAGAGGCCAAACCUGCAACCCCACAACCGCCCCAACGAGCCCCUCUUGAUCCAUGGACGAAGUCUCGUGCUAGCCAACAGUGGGCAGGACCUAAGCUCACCAAGAACUCCGCAUCAGAUGGCCUAUGAGAACAAUAGCAAGUGUAUCCAUAGUUUGAAGAAGGCUUCAUUUAUUUGCUUGAUAUGCAUAUGGAAUUUUUCUCUAGAAAUAACUGGCAAUAGAAUAAUUCGAACUUGUACUGUUAUACUGUAUACUCAUGAGAUGAAUGCUUCU
Panicum hallii is the source of this 729-nucleotide messenger RNA. RefSeq names its product 50S ribosomal protein L17-like. Gene Ontology annotation, cellular component: large ribosomal subunit; ribosome. Bases 99 to 584 code for a protein of 161 amino acids. Gene Ontology annotation, biological process: translation. The record is from RefSeq and is a predicted model, not a curated record. NCBI's taxonomy places the organism in Eukaryota, Viridiplantae, Streptophyta, Magnoliopsida, Poales, Poaceae. Gene Ontology annotation, molecular function: structural constituent of ribosome. The transcript has 6 exons.